AUGACCACAACAGCCCAGACACCACAAUCAAUGACCACAACAGCCCAGACACCACAAUCAAUGACCACAACAGCCCAGACACCACAAGCAAUGACCACAACAGCCCAGACACCACAAUCAAUGACCACAACAGCCCCAGACACCACAAACAAUGACCACAACAGCCCAGACACCACAAUCAAUGACCACAACAGCCCAGACACCACAAGCAAUGACCACAACAGCCCAGACACCACAAACAAUGACCACAACAGCCCAGACACCACAAUCAAUGACCACAACAGCCCAGACACCACAAACAAUGACCACAACAGCCCACAAACAAUGACACAACAGCCCCAGACAACAACAAUGACACAACAGCCCAACACCACAAACAAUCAAUGA
Molecule: messenger RNA, 387 nt
Organism: Procambarus clarkii (red swamp crayfish)
Lineage: Eukaryota; Metazoa; Arthropoda; Malacostraca; Decapoda; Cambaridae
Source: RefSeq, a predicted model, not a curated record